Molecule: messenger RNA, 2018 nt
Organism: Zingiber officinale
Lineage: Eukaryota; Viridiplantae; Streptophyta; Magnoliopsida; Zingiberales; Zingiberaceae
Product: plant-specific TFIIB-related protein 1-like
Exons: 3
Coding region: 48-1685 (545 amino acids)
Biological process (GO): DNA-templated transcription initiation; transcription preinitiation complex assembly
Cellular component (GO): transcription preinitiation complex; nucleus
Molecular function (GO): TBP-class protein binding
Source: RefSeq, a predicted model, not a curated record
UCAGCUCAGCAGCAGUCGCUGUCGAGCCAGGGAGGGCGAUCGAUUCGAUGGGGCGCGUGCGCUGCCCUUACUGCCAGGGCACCGCCGGCCGGAGCGCCACUACGCCCUACGGCCGCUGCGUCACCGAGUGCUGUUCCUGCGGACGAGUGGUGGAGGAGCGGCAGGUUUACACCCACCAGCUCUUCCCCCUACGCGCUUUCGACUACCCCCUGCCCCUUGUCACCCCUGACCUUCCCUUGCCGCCCCCUUCCGCCGCUGUCGAAGCCACCAACGAGGAUGAUGAGGACCCCUUCCACCCAACCGGAUUCGUGACCACGUUCUCCACCCUAUCCCUCGAGCCCUGCCCUCUCUUCGCCCGCUCUGCUACCUCUUUCGCCGGGCACCUUGCGGAGCUGGAGCGUGCCCUAGAUUCUUCCUCUUCUUCGUCUUCUUCUUCUUCCGUCUCUGAUGGGUCGGGAGGGCCGCUCGUCUCCGUAGACCACCUCCGGGCGUACCUCCAGAUCUUGGAGGUAUCGUCCAUCCUUAGGCUAGAGCAUGACAUAGCUGACCACGCCUUCCAGCUCUUCCGUGACUGCUCUUCUACCACUUGCCUCCGAAACCGUAGCAUCGAGGCUCUGGCGACGGCUGCGCUUGUGCAUGCCAUCCGUGAGGCACAGGAACCUCGGACCUUACAGGAAAUAUCUUCUGCUAGCAAUCUUCCUCAAAAGGAGAUCGGAAAGUACAUCAAGAUCCUAGGGGAGGCUCUGAAACUUAGCCAACCCAUCAACAGCAAUUCUAUUGCAGUCCACAUGCCUAGGUUUUGUACACUUCUCCAACUAAAUAAAUCAGCUCAGCAACUUGCAGCUCAUAUUGGAGAAGUUGUUGUGAACAAAUGCUUUUGUACUCGUCGGAACCCAAUAAGCAUCUCAGCUGCUGCUAUCUACUUAGCAUGUCAACUAGAAGAUAAACGUAAAACUCAGGCUGAGAUUUGUAAGGUGACUGGUUUAACAGAGGUUACCCUUCGGAAGGUGUACAAAGAGCUUUUGGAGAAUUGGGAUGAUUUGAUGCCUCCUAAUUACACUCCUGCAGUGCCCCCUGAGAAAGCUUUCCCAAUGACUACAAUCACCUCUGGUCGAUCUUCAGCCAACAAAGAUAUGGUUGAUGCUUACCAUUCGAGUGCACAUCACGACAAAGAUAAACACUCAGAAGCUAUUGAAGCAAGUAAAAUUUCUAAUUCUCUCGAGUUUAGUCAUACAGUCAAAGUGAAUGACGAGGCAGAGAAGAAAAGCAGUUCCCAUGUCCGCAAUCUUACAUCUUUCGAUCCCCAGGAUUUGAAUCACGGAUCAUUCUCCAUGCCACAGGUUCCAUUUGGCAUGUUCCAGUGCAAACCGCAGAGAGAGGACGUAAAGGGUGAACAAGGCAUCAUCAAUCUUAAUGAAACUGAACCCAAUCUGUCAGAGCAUAAGAAGGCCAGCAAGGACUUGAGGAUGGGUGAUACUUCUGGAUGGGUGGAUCAAACUUCAACUCCCUCAUCGUCAAAAAGAUACACAAGUUCAUGGCAUUUGAAUCCUGCAACGGCUGCCCCAGAAUCGUACGUUCAGUUGGCAAAUCGACAGUUGGGUCUUCAAUUUGUUCCUGGAACUGGCGAGAGUGCAAAAGGUGGAAAUGAUGAUGCUGCGAGUAGGGGCCACAAGCCAGAGAAUUAAGAUGGAUUCAAUAUUAGAAGCAACGAGGACAACACAACUAGCUUGUUUUGAACAGGCACAAUCAUUCAACGUUCGCAGCGGCCAGCAUUAUAUUUUGCACAAACAACCUCAGUGAUCCCAUUUUGGUCUUUUGAGUUGUUGCAGUGAUGAUGCAUAAGGCAAGUAGUCUCUUCUUAAACCAGGUGCUCUCAUACGUCCUUACCUAUCCCCCACACUUGUAUUUAUAUUAAGACAAUAGACAUCAUUACAAAUGUUCAGAGAGACUAGGUAAUGUUAACAAGUCACACUUGUGUUAUGAGUAGUAUUACUGGUCCUUAUCUAUUUAUUGUUAAA